ACACCAGGUUAUCAGCGAGGAAAACCUCUAAAUCUAUUCGUCUGAUUGUGUUGGGAGGGUCCUCCACUCUGCUGUGCUGCUGCUCAGCCUCAAACCACCGACUGCUCCUGUCAGAGGCAGCAGGAGCCGAGCCAGAGGUCUGAGCUUCAUCGUUUAACGCCUUAAGUUACCUACUUUAGCCUGACGUUAUGCCUCCUGUCCGGGUGGUGCUGCAGGGUCCCGGCCCGUGGGGGUUCCGGCUCGUUGGGGGUAAGGACUUCGAACAGCCGCUGGCUAUUUCCCGGGUCAACCCUGGAAGUAAAGCAGCUCAAGCCGACUUGUGCAUCGGAGACAUCAUUUUGUCUAUCAACGGUGAGGCAACAGAGGACAUGACUCACUUGGAGGCGCAGAACAAGAUAAAGGGCUGCAUAGAGGAGAUGGCGCUCUCCAUCGACAGGUCAGAAUCCAAGCUGUGGUCACCGCUUUCAUCUGAGGAAGGAAAGACACACCCUUACAAGAUGAACCUUUCCUCUGAACCGCGGGAGGUAAAACACAUCGGCUCGUCCCACAACAGGAGCGCCCUGCCUUUUUCUGGUUUUGGCCCCAAAGUUAUGACCAACCAGUACAACAAUCCAUCUGGUCUGUACUCAUCAGAGAACAUCAAGGACUUCAACUCCGCUGUGGAUGAAGUGAAGACCGUGGCCACAGCUCAUGAGCCCAACAUCAAAGCUCCAUCAGAGCCGUCAGCAGCAGGCAAGCGACCAGCCAUACCAGCAGACUCUGAGGUCUACAAGAUGCUCCAAGAGAACCAGGAGUCUGAUGAGCCACCACGACAGUCUGCUUCUUUCAAGGUGCUUCAGGAGAUUCUUGAGACAGGUGACUUGGAAAAACCUUCAGGCUUCAGGAGUGUGAAAGCACCAACAACAAAGAUCGGAUCUUCUGUGGGGAACACAGAGAAGUUGCCCGUAUGUGACAAAUGUGGUUCUGGGAUUGUAGGCAUGUUGGUGAAGCUGAGGGACAAGUUUCGUCACCCUGACUGCUACACCUGCACAGAUUGCGAUGUCAACCUAAAACAGAAGGGACAUUUCUUCGUGGAGGACCAGAUUUACUGCGAGAAACACGCACGCGAGCGAGUCACUCCACCUGAGGGCUAUGACGUGGUCACCGUUUUCCCCAAGUAGGGCAUUUAGCCCAGCCUGGCCUCAGACUGCAUACCACUUAACAUUUUCCUCAAACUCGUGCUUCUGAGACGAUUAAGCAGCCCUCUGUCUCAUUAUGUUUCAGCACUGUCACAGGCAGGCCGAGAGGAACCAGCUUUGUUUAAAAAUGUUGAUUUGCACAUAAAUUCUGGCCACAGGAUCUUUUUUUUUGCUUUAAAACAUCUGAAUUGUCCUACAGCCAACCACUGUAUGUAAGUCAUGCUUGUCUGUGUACAUUGUGAUGUUUUUUUUUUCUAAAUCAUGGUCUCCCUAAAUAAAAGUUGCCAUUUUUAUACAGUUAAAUAUUUUUAUACAUCAGGAAUAGUCAAAAACAUAAACAUGAUUGCCAAAUAAAUAUUUUAUCUUUAAUUAGUUGAUUGUGCUUUGUGAUUAUUAAGUAAAUGCAGACAAAAGUUCAGCAGUACUAAAUUUCAAUCCAUCAAAAUCUAUCUGUCUGAUCACAUUUGUCACUAGUGUAUUUUUAUAUAUAAACAGGAUCAUCUAAUUAUUGAUCUCUGCCUGUUUUAUUACAUAAAACCAGGAGCAUUGUGAGCUACAGAUAACAUGUUUGAACCAACCUCAGGGUUCCUGUAGGGUCUGGAAAAGUUGGAAUUGCAAUAAAAUAUUUUCCAAGGCUGGAUAAGUAUGGCAAAAUAAAAUAGAAUAAGGGAAACAACUUGUUUCCUGACUUUA
Girardinichthys multiradiatus is the source of this 1871-nucleotide messenger RNA. It is a transcript of the gene pdlim1, whose product is annotated as PDZ and LIM domain 1 (elfin). Bases 189 to 1160 code for a protein of 323 amino acids. Gene Ontology annotation, biological process: heart development; actin cytoskeleton organization; muscle structure development. Lineage: Eukaryota; Metazoa; Chordata; Actinopteri; Cyprinodontiformes; Goodeidae. The transcript has 7 exons. The record is from RefSeq and is a predicted model, not a curated record. Gene Ontology annotation, molecular function: actin binding; muscle alpha-actinin binding. Gene Ontology annotation, cellular component: adherens junction; stress fiber; filamentous actin.